Messenger RNA from Oncorhynchus keta (chum salmon), 8681 nucleotides. Its product is annotated as coiled-coil domain-containing protein 89. The transcript is spliced from 7 exons. Bases 221 to 1285 code for a protein of 354 amino acids. NCBI's taxonomy places the organism in Eukaryota, Metazoa, Chordata, Actinopteri, Salmoniformes, Salmonidae. The record is from RefSeq and is a predicted model, not a curated record.
ACCGCUCACUAAGAAAUGGUGCGAGGAAAUGUAAAGAUGGGAGGGGAGAAAAUGGUUUCGGGUAGGCAACUGAAAUGACAGUUGCCAGUAGCAACAGCUGAAACUUUGCGGCUCUCCGACAAGACCCGUUGUAAAAGACUCGUUGAAGUAGUAGCGUUAAGUGAACGAUACUGAUUUACGCAUCUCGAAGCUCGUAUACCUUUUUCUAAAGGCAGUCGACAUGGCAUCACCCCACAGAAGUCCAAAAGACUUAAGGAAGAUGAUAAGAGAGACCAAACAGGACAUGGACGAUGUCCACAAGUCUUUGGAGAAACUGCGUGGCCUUUCCCUGGAAGAGAGGACGGAGUCAGGGAUGCUGCGGUCAAGGAUAGACGAGCAAUCGAGUUUGAUUUGCAUUUUGAAACAAAGAGCAGACGACAUGCUUCUUCGUUGUCAGGCUCUGGAGAGGAUCAACUCUGAGUUAGAAGACCUGAGAGCAGACGUACAGACCGAACUUGACAAAGAAAAGAAGAGAUCCAUGCAGUUAGAGCAAAGGUUUAUGGAUCUGGCAGCCAACCAUCAGGAGCUGAUACAUUUCAAGGACGAGUACAAAAGACAGAAUGCCAAACUAAAACAGGAGAACGAACGACUUCAGGAAGAGAACGAUAAACUUUUCUCUAAAGACUUACAAGACAAAGAAGCAGUUGUUUUGAAACUAACACAAGAACUGAGAGACCUUGCUGAGCAACAUAGAAGUCUUGAUAAUGAAUAUCAGGGAAAAACAACUGGGUUCAAGACCAAACUUAAAGGGCUCAUGGAUCUCCAUCAUACUAAGGAGGCGUCCUUACAAGGUGAAUUGCAUGAUGCUCAAAGACAGCUGAGCAAUGCAGUGGAGAUGUGCACAGAACUUGAUCAACAGCUUAAAAAAGCAAGAGAAAAUGAUUCAUUGAAAGGGACAGAGAUGCAGAAAAAAAUGGAGGUCUUGGCCAAGGAAAAAGACAAAUUCUUGGAUCUCUCGAUGAAAAGGGGGAAACUAAUACAGGAUAAACAGGUGGAAAUCCAGCAGUUGGAGACAAAAAGGCAAGAGGUGGAAAAAAACAGGGCUGCUGCAGAAGAAAGGUUUGAAAGAGAGGCAGCUGUGGUGAACACUAAUUUGAAAGUCAAAGAACUCCAGCAUGCUCUUGAUCAGUCUGUGAACACUUGCAACAAGCUGAAGAAGGAUUUUGAAGCCUAUAAAAACCACAGCACCGACCUACUUGAAAAGGAAAAGGAGUUAAAUGCCAACCUGCGCCAUAUGAUUGGUUAAGACUACCUACCAUUCCAUCCACCCAUUCACUGAUGUAAUAAGACAAGAGUAUGAAUUUGCUUCUUUCCCAGGCCCACCCAUGGCUGUGCCCAUGCACAGUCAUGUGAAAUCCAUAGAUUAUGGCCUAAUGAAUUACCUUCAAUUGACAGAUUUCCUUAAAUGAACUGUAACCCAGUAAAAUCAUUGAAAUUGUUGCAUGUUGUUUUUUUAUGUUUUUGUUCGGUGUAUUUACAUUGUGUGCACAUGCUUCAUGUGAUAGAAAUCUGAACAUUCUACCUGCGCUUUGAAAAUUUGUAUUAAUUAUAAUUUCUUGUAGAUAUAUUGUUUUGAAUUCAUUCCUACAUAAUGACUACCCAUGCAGACAACUGGUAGAGAAAGUUCAAAUGUAAUUUUAUCCAACAUCCAGGCUUGUAGCGGUCCUGAGAGGACUAUUUCAAACACUGAAAUGUCCCAGACGGUGGAUUUAGAAAUUCUUCCGUUUGGUCCCCAGGCAAGUGGGGAGAGAGCGCCUGGGGCUCUGCUGAAUGCUUUUAGGGUAUUAAAACCCUGGCUUAAGAGCUUGCAGAGCCCCAGUGCAGCAGCGUCAGAACCCAACAUGGUGAAUAUGGCUAAAAGUUUAAAAGAGAUGGUGCACUGUAACUUUUAUAAGGAGGAGCCAUGUGAUAAUUUUGGCUUAGUUUACAUCUCUAUCACUAGAGGGCAGUACAGGCUUUGUGUGUGUGUGUGUGUGUGUGUGUGUGUGUGUGUGUGUGUGUGUGUGUGUGUGUGUGUGUGUGUGUGUGUGUGUGUGCUUUUGACCAUUGGAACGUUGUUAUUUAUCAGGCUUGAACUUGAACGUGUUGAUGUUACCUGGCUAAUUAUUCUCAUGAUAAAUUAUUGACAACUAUAUGCAGUUGAAGUCUGAAGUUUACAUACACCUUAGCCAAAUGUAUUUAAACUCAGUUUCCCACAAUUCCUGACAUUUAAUCCGAGUAAAAAAAAUCCCUGUUUUAGGUCAGUUAGGAUCACCACUUAAUUUUAAGAAUGUGAAAUGUCAGAAUAAUAGUAGAGAGAACUAUUUAUUUAGGCUUUUAUUUCUUUCAUCACAUUCACAGUGGGUCAGAAGUUUAUAUACAGUCAUGGCCACAAGUUUUGAGAAUGACACAUGUUAAUUUCCACAAAGUUUGCUGCUUCAGUGUCUUUAGAUAUUUUUGUCAGACGUUAUUAUGGAAUACUGAAAUAUAAUUACAAGCAUUUCUUAAGUGUCAAAGGCUUUUAUUGACAAUUACAUGAAGUUGAUGCAAAGAGUCAAUAUUUGCAGUGUUGACCCUUCUUUUUCAAGACCUCUGCAAUCCGCCCUGGCAUGCUGUCAAUUAACUUCUGGGCCACACUGAUGGCAGCCCAUUCUUGAAUAAUCAAAUGCUUGGAGUUUGAGAAUUUGUGGGUUUUUGUUUGUCCACUCGCCUCUUGAGGGUUAACCACACGUUCUCAAUGGGAUUAACGUCUGGGGAAUUUCCUGGCCAUGGACCCAAAAUAUCAAUGUUUUGUUGCCCGAGCCACUUAGUUAUCACUUUUGCCUUAUGGCAAGGUGCUCCAUAAUGCUGAUAAGGGCAUUGUCGUCACCAAACUGUUCCUGGAUGGUUGGGAGAAAUUGCUCUCUGAGGAUGUGUUGGUAACAUUUUUUUAUUCAUGGUUGUUCUUAGGCAAAAUUGUGAGUGAGCCCACUCCCUUGGCUAAGAAGCAACCCCACACAUGAAUGGUCUCAGGAUGCUUUACUGUUGGCAUGACAUAGGACUGAUGGUAGUGCUCACCUUGUCUUCUCCGGACAAGCUUUUUUCCAGAUGCCCCAAACAUUCGGAAAGGGGAUUCAUCAGAGAAAAUGACUUUACACCAGUCCUCAGCAGUCCAAUCCCUGUGCCUUUUGCAGAAUAUCAGUCUGUCCCUGAUGUUUUUCCUGGAGAGAAGUGCCUUCUUUGCUGCCCUUCUUGACAUCAGGCCAUCCUCCAAAAGUCGUCGCCUCACUGCGCGUGCAGAUGCACUCUCACCUGCCUGCUGUGAUUCCUGAGCAAGCUCUGUACUGGUGGUGCCCUAAUCCCACCGUUAAAUCAACUUUAGGAGACAGUCCUGGGACUUGCUGGACUUUCUUGGGUGCCCUGAAGCCUUCUUCACAACAAUUGAACCACUCUCCUUGAAGUUCUUGAUGACCUGAUAAAUGGUCAAUUUAGAUGCUAUCUUACUGGCAGCAAUAUCCUUGCCUGUGAAGCCCUUUUUGUGCCAAGCAAUGAUCUGAUCACCCUUCAUAACAUUAUGGAGUAUAUGCAAAUUGCCUUCGUACAAACUGAGGCAGCAGACUUUGUGAAAAUGUAUAUUUGUGUCAUUCUCAAAACUUUUGGCCACGACUGUACACUCAAUUAGUAUUUGGUAGCAUUGCCUUUACAUUGUUCAGCUUGGGUCAAACGUUUUGGGUAGCCUUCCACAAGCUUCCUACAAUAAGUUGGGUGAAUGUUGGCCCAUUCCUCCUGACAGAGCUGGUGUAACGGAGUCAGGUUUGUAGGCCUCCUUGCUUGCACACACUUUUUCAGUUCUGCCCACAAAUUUUCUACAGGAUUGAGGUCAGGGCUUUGUGAUGGCCACUCCAGUACCUUGACUUUGUUGUCCUUAAGCCAUUUUGCCACUACUUUGUAAGCAUGCUUGGGGUCAUUAUCCAUUUGGAAGACCCAUUUGCGACCAAGCUUUAACUUCCUGACUGAUGACUUGAGAUUAUGUGGACAUAUUGAAGCAAAAUUCUCUUUCCUCAUGAUACCAUCUAUUUUGUGAAGUGCACCAGUCCCUCCUGGAGCAAAGCACCCCCACAACAUGAUGCUGCCACCCCUGUGCUUCACAGUUGGGAUGGUGUUCUUUGGCUUGCAAGCCUCCCCCUUUUUCCUCCAAACAUAACGAUGGUCAUUAUGGCCAAACAGUUAUAAUUUUGUUUCCUCAGACCAGAGGACAUUUCUCCAAAAAGUACGAUAUUUUUUCCCCAUGUGCAGUUGCAAACCGUAGUCUGGCUUUUUUUAUGGCGGUUUUGGAACAGUGGCUUCUUCCUUACUGAGUGGCCUUUCAGGUUAUGUCGAUAUAGGACUCGUUGUACUGUGGAUAUAGAUACUUUUGUACCUGUUUCCUCCAGCAUCUUCACAAGGUCCUUUGCUGUUGUUCUGGGAUUGAUUUGCACUUUUCGCACCAAAGUACGUUCAUCUCUAGGAGACAGAACGCGUCUCCUUCCUGAGCGGUAUGACGGCUGCGUGGUCCCAUGGUGUUUAUACUUGCCUACUAUUGUUUGUACAGAUGAACGUGGUACCUUCAGGAGUUAGAAAAUGAACCAGACUUGUGGAGGUCUAUAAAAAAAAAAUUCUGUGGUCUUGGCUGAUUUCUUUAGAUUUUCCCAUGAUGUCAAGCACAUUGGCACUGAGUUUGAAGGUAGGCCUUAAAAUACAUCCACAGGUACACCUCCAAUUGACUCAAAUGAUGUCAGUCAGCCUAAAGCCAUGACAUCAUUUUCUGGAAUUUUCCAAGCUGUUUAAAGGCACAGUCGACUUCAUGUACAGUAUGUAAACAUCUGAACCACAGGAAUUGUGAUUCAGUGAAUUACAAGUGAAAUAAUAUGUCUGUAAACAAUUGUUGGAAAAAUGACUUGUCAUGCACAAAGUAGAUAUCCUAACCGACUUGCCAAAACUAUAGUUUGUUAACAAUAAAUGUUUGGAGUGGUUGAAAAACUAGUUUUAAGGACUCCAACCAAAGUGUAUAUAAACUUCUGACUUCAACUGUCGUAACUGCUUAUUAUAGGAGUUAUUUUGUCAUCACAUUUCUUAGAAAAACACACACAGAACGAGAGAGAGAGCUUUUGACCAUUGGAACGUUGUUAUAUCAGGCUUGAUUAUGUUGUUACCUGUACCUAAUUCUUUGCAUGAUAAAUUAUUGACAGCUAUUAAACUAAAAAAGGUUGGGAUGACAAAACAACUCCUACAAUAAGCAGUAAGAACUGAAUGUCAAAUGUCAUGUUGCGCCAGAAGAAUAUCCUCUGGCCGUCUCCCACUUUUCAGUAUAUGCUAAACUGAUUUGCAGUUCUAAGUAUAUUUUCUAUAGGGCGGCAGGUAGCCUAGUGGUUAGAGCGUUGGACUAGUAACCGAAAGGUUGCAAGAUCAAAUCCCCGAGCUGACAAGGUAAAAAUCUGUCAUUCUCCCCCUGAACAAGGCAGUUAAACCACAGUUCCUAGGCCGUCAUUGAAAAUAAGAAUUUGUUCUUAACUGACAUGCCUAAUAAAUAAAUACAUUUUUAAAAAGCCUGGUAGUAUAUGACAUACAUUACACUGUGUUCCUGACACUUAUAAUUUGUAAAUCACACCUCAGUGCUCGUUACUUUUGAUAAAUUAGGCCUGUACUGCAAGUAAUAGUUACUGCAGCUGUGUCUGUAAACUUUCUCUGUUCCCUUGGCAAAACAGUGCCACUAAGCCUUACUCUACCUGAACUCCAUUUAUGAGUGUUUGGGUCAGGGAACUUUGCAGACAUCCCUGCAGGUUAUGCUGUUUUAUGGGCAGGAUUCAUUAAAGGUGAAAAUAGGUGCAGACAAAUAAGAAACGUAAUGACAAAAGAACACCGCAUUAUCUUAUGUUGUGUUACCUAAAACAAGUGUUAAAUCUGUUUACACCACUUGUGAUCUAAAUUGGCUUGUUCUGCUGUAUCUGUUUCACACAUUGAAGAUGAAGCCAUUACAAGCUUCAACAAUCAAUGAUAGUGGCUCCUUUCUUGACAUUUUAACAAGUGAAAUGCAAGAUGACAGCCAUCUUACUCAUACCAGGGUCAUCCUAAGCGGGAUAUAAACUCAGCCAUAAAAUAAACGUCCUCUCACUGUCAACUGUGUUUAUUUUUAGCAAACUUAACAAGUGUAAAUAUUUGAAUGAACAUAACAAGAUUCAACAACUGAGACAUAAACUGAACAAGUUCCGCAGACAUGUGACUAACAGAAAUGGAAUAAUGUGUCCCUGAACAAAGGGGGGGGGGUCAAAAUCACAUAAAAAAAUCCUCAUGGACUGCACCAGAUUUGUCAGUUCUUGCUGUGAGAUGUUACCCCACUCUUCCACCAAGGAAGAGUGGGGUAACCACCUGUCUUGCAGUAAAUCAUGCACAGAACGAGCAGUAUGGCUGGUGGUAUUGUCAUGCUGGCGGGUUAUGUCAGGAUGAGCCUGCAGGAAGGGUACCACAUGAGGGAGGAGGAUGUCUUCCCUGUAACGCACAGCGUUGAGAUUGCUUGCAAUGACAACAAGCUCAGUCCGAUGAUGCUGUGACACGCCCCAGACCAUGAUGUACCUUACAACAGGCCAACAAGCCCUCCGCCCAACCUCUCUCAGCCUAUUGCGGACAGUCUGAGCACUGAUGGAGGGAUUGUGCGUUCCUGGUGUAACUCGGGCAGUUGCUGUUGCCAUCCUGUACCUGUCCUGCAGGUGUGAUGUUCGGAUGUACCGAUCCUGUGCAGGUAUAUUUACAGGUGAUCUGCCACUGCGAGGAUAAUCAGCUGUCCAUCCUGUCUCCCUAUAGCGCUGUCUUGGGUGUCUCACAGUACGGACAUUGCAAUUUAUUGCCCUGGCCACAUCUGCAGUCCUCAUGCCUCCUUGCAGCACAGCAUGCCUAAGGCACAUUCACGCAGAUGAGCAGGGACCCUGGGCAUCUUUCUUUUGGUGUUUUUCAGAGUCAGUAGAAAGGCCUCUUUACUGUCCUAAGUUUUCAUAACUGUGACCUUAAUUGCCUACCAUCUGUAAGCUGUUAGUGUCUGAAUGACCAUUCCACAGGUGUAUGUUCAUUAAUUGUUUAUGGUUCAUUGAACAAGCAUGGGAAACGGUGUUUAACCCCUCCCUUUACAAUGAAGAUCUGAGCUGUUCUUGCCAUAAUAUGGACUUUUACCAAAUAGAGCUAUCUUCUGUAUAGUCACAAUACAACUUGGCUGAAACUCAUUAAGAAGGAAAGAAAUUCAACAAAUUAACUUUUUACAAGGCACACCUGUUCAUUGAAAUGCAUUCCAUGUGACUACCUCAUGAAUCUGGUUGAGAGAAUGCCAAGAGUGUGCAAAGCUGUCAUAAUGGCAAAGAGUGGCUACUUUGAAGAAUCUCAAAUAUAAAAUAUAUUUAGAUUUAACACUUUUUUGGUUUCUACAUUAUUCCGUAUGUGUUAUUUCAUAGUUCUGAUGUUUUCACUAUUAUGCUACAAUGUAGAAAAUAGUCCAAAUAAAGGAAAACCCUUGAAUAAGUAGGUGUCCAAACUUUUGACUGAUACUGUAAAUCAAGCAAGUAUUUUUAUAUUCCACAAGUAUUAUCAGAUCAACUGUUUUGUAUAUAUAUUUAUCAGAUACAAGUUACAAAUGCUGGUAAACACUCAUACAUUUUUUUUUUUAAAUCACACAGGUAGUGUACUGGGCCUUUACUAGUACUGUGUUAGAUUUUUAGGCAUGUCAGUUAAGAACAUUCUUAUUUACAGUGACGGCCUACCCCGGCCAAACCUUUACGACGCUGAGCCAAUUGUGCGCCACCCUAUGGGACUCCCAAUCAUGGCUGGUUGUGAUACAGCCUGGAAUCGAACCAGGGUCUGUAGGGAUGCCUCUAGUAUUGAAAUACAGUGCCUUAGACCACUGUACCAAUCGGGAGCCCCCAUAUAGAUGUCAUCAGUGCAGGCACAAAAAAAAUCACAGCAUCCCAAACUACUUCCCACAGCUAUGCAAACACAAUUUAAAGCUGCAUUAUGUAACUUUUCGGGCGAUCAGACCAAAUUCACAGAAAUGUGAGUUAUUGACCUGUCAUUCUCAUUGAAAACAUGUCUUAGAAGUGGUAGAGCUGUUUAUAUGUGCACUAUUUCUAUGCUUCCAGUUUUGAAGUUUCAUUCUGUCUUUUACUUUCGGUUUUGAACACCAGCUUCAAACAGCUGAAAAUACAAUAUUUUUGGUUAUGUAAAAUAUAUUUCAGAGCAGUUUAGAUGAUACAAUGUUAAUCUACACCAGGGGUGUCAAACUCAUUCCUUGGAGAGCCUGGUGUCUGCGGGUUUUGGGUUUUUCCUUUCAAUUAAGACCUAGACAACCAGGUGAGGAGAGUUCAUCACUAAUUAGUGACCUUAAUUCAUCAAUCAAGUACAAGGUAGGAGUGAAAACCCGCAGAUACUUGGCCCUCCGUGGAAUGAGUUUGACACGUGCUCUACACUAUACUUGCUUGUUUUGUCAUGAGGUUUUACUUACUGUCUCUAGACAGCACCACUGAAUCAUUUUCAAUUUUGAAACUGCCCUCGAGAGUAUAAUAGGUAUAAUACGUUUUGCCCUGCCGGCAAAAAAUGCUAUUUGGAUGAAGGUCAUGCAUAACCGGAUAAACUGUAAAGGGAAAUAAAGGGCUACGGUUUACACUUUU